CCCGGGGGUCGGGUCGGCGGUACCGUGGGUUGGUGGUACCGUGGGCUGGGUCGGUACCGUGGGUCAUUGAGGCUUUGGGUUGGGUCGGUACCGUGGGUCAGUGAGGCUGUGGGUCAGGUUUGUGCUGUGGGUCGGGUCGGUACCGUGGGUCGGGUCGGUACCGUGGGUCAUUGAGUCUUUGGGUCGGGUCGGUACCGUGGGUCGGGUCGGUACCGUGGUCCCUGAGUCUUCGGGUCGGUCCGGUUCCGUGUGUCACUGGUUCCGUGUGUCGGUCCGCUCCGGUUCCGUUGUCCCGAUGUUCCCGUGUGAAGUCCCCGCUCUGCACCGCGCGGUGUCGUCGGGCCGGUUCCGGUUGGUUCGGCUGCUGCUGGAGGGCGGAGCGUCCGUCAACGACCCGGACCCGCGGGGCCGGACCGCGCUGAUGGCGGCGUGUGGGGCGACCUACGGGGACCCGUCGGACCGGACCCGGAUGGUUCGGUACCUGCUGAGCCGCGGCGCCGACCCGAACGCGGCGGACCGGGCCGGGAUGACGGCGCUGAUGGUGGCGUGUAACGAACGGGCCGGGCCGGGGGUGGCCGCGCUGCUGUUGGAGCACGGGGCGGAUCCCGGAACCACGGACCGGUUCGGUUCGUCCGCGCUGUUUUACGCCGCUCGGGGCGGGGACCGGGACACGCUGCAGGAGCUGCUGGACGCCAGCGAGGCCCGGGGGCGGCAGGUCAUUAUUAUCACCACGGCCACGUCCCCGUCCGGUACCAAAACCACGCGGCAGUACCGGCACACGGCGCCACCGGAACCGGCACCAGAACCGGAACCGGCCGCGUCCCCGUCCGACGUGGAGCUUCGUUCCGCCGCGUCGCCCCCCGAGGGAGGAACGGACGGUGACGAGCAGCGGGUGUUUCGCUUCCCCCCCCACGAACCGAACCGGUACCGGCAGCUCCAGCGCCUCCAUUCGGAACCGAACGGGUCGGAUGGACGCGACACCGACGGAACCGCGACCCAUAACGGAGACCCCCCCCCAACCCAACGCCCCCCCCGGCCCCUCCGAACCCCGACCCGACCCGGUUCCCCCCCCCCGGUUCCGACCCGUCGCGGUCCCGGUUUGUUGCUGCGCCGCGGGUCGGGGCCGCUGCUGCUCACGGAGACCCCCGGGAUGGGCAGAGCCGCCCCCCCCCCCCACACACGGUGCUGCCCCCCAUCAACGCGGCCCCCCCACAACACAAAGGACGGAGACACUCGGUGCAGAGCGAGGAGUGGGGCCGAAAUGGGGGGCGGCUGUGAGGGACCCCAAGAGGGAUCCCAUAGGGACCCCAUGGAGACCCCAAAGGGACCCCAGAAUGAUCACAGGGGGACCCCAUGGAGACCCCAAAGGGACCCCAGAAUGAUCACAGGGGGACCCCAUAGUGACACCAUGAGGGCCCCAAAAUGA
Molecule: messenger RNA, 1426 nt
Organism: Coturnix japonica (Japanese quail)
Lineage: Eukaryota; Metazoa; Chordata; Aves; Galliformes; Phasianidae
Gene: ANKRD34A
Product: ankyrin repeat domain 34A
Molecular function (GO): protein binding
Source: RefSeq, a predicted model, not a curated record